Messenger RNA from Kluyveromyces marxianus DMKU3-1042, 387 nucleotides. It is a transcript of the gene SDH7, whose product is annotated as Sdh7p. NCBI's taxonomy places the organism in Eukaryota, Fungi, Ascomycota, Saccharomycetes, Saccharomycetales, Saccharomycetaceae. The record is from RefSeq and is a predicted model, not a curated record. Gene Ontology annotation, cellular component: mitochondrial intermembrane space; mitochondrion. Bases 1 to 387 code for a protein of 128 amino acids. The transcript has a single exon. Gene Ontology annotation, biological process: mitochondrial respiratory chain complex II assembly; succinate metabolic process.
AUGCAAGUUAAUCCAAUCCUCAGACAGGCGGUUAAAAGAGCAGUUAGACCCAGAAGACCAGCGUCCAAGAGACCUCAUCAACCGCUUCUUCCUCCUUUGCAACUAUACCGCAGAAUACUAAGAGAACACAAAAACCUCCCACCCAUGCAACGAGAACUUGGGGAUCAAUAUGUUAAAAGCGAAUUCAAGCUGCACAAAAACACCGAUAAUCCACUAUAUAUAGUUGGUUUUCUAGCAUCAUGGCAGGAUUAUCUGCAUAUGAUCUCGCGCGGUCAGUGGACAGAGGGUACCCUAUCCGCAGACCUGCUCGAGAAAAUGUCCCCAGAACAAGUUACACAAUUAUACGAACUAAUGAAGGAGGCUGAACAGCUCAAAUCUGAGAAUUAG